This is a messenger RNA of Cydia pomonella (codling moth), 2872 nucleotides long. RefSeq names its product mediator of RNA polymerase II transcription subunit 17 (gene MED17). Gene Ontology annotation, biological process: regulation of transcription by RNA polymerase II. The transcript has 12 exons. Gene Ontology annotation, molecular function: transcription coregulator activity. The coding region runs from base 102 to 2813 and encodes 903 amino acids. The record is from RefSeq and is a predicted model, not a curated record. Gene Ontology annotation, cellular component: mediator complex; core mediator complex. NCBI's taxonomy places the organism in Eukaryota, Metazoa, Arthropoda, Insecta, Lepidoptera, Tortricidae.
AAUUGUGAUAAUGGAAUAGAAAUGUUUGCCGAGAUAAUAUUAAUAAAUACAUAAUAAAUAUAAUAUAAACUGUUUUAACUUUUAUAUAAUUUUGCACUAAAAUGGCGAACUCAGUAAAUAUAUCAAUUGAAGCACCCAUAGAAAAUCAGAUACAAGAAAUAACCUACGAUGGCCAAGAAAUAUAUCAAGCGCCGUUGUCUAUGUCAGAGAACCUUGCGCGUUUAGCACAGAAAAUUGAUUUUGCCAAAUCAGAUGAUGAAUUCUGUAAUAUUAAGAAAGAGCCUGAAGUAGAGGCGAAAUCUGAGGAGGACAGCAAGGAACCCGGGUACCAAUCGAGUCAGUGGCCAUGGGACUCUGUGAGGAACAAAUUGAGAGAUGCUCUGACACAAGUGUGUGUCCUGGCCGAUGUACUCAGCAUUGCCAAGGAGAAAAGAUACAUGAUUUUAGACCCAAUACAAGCAGAUCAGCAAGACACACGUCCCAUGCUCCAAGUAUAUGGUCGCAAGAAAGCACUUGGAGCAGCAGCUGCCGUUCUACUGGCAGGUGUGGAACGUCUCCGAGCCAGUGAGACCAUGAGAAUGAACCGCAACAUGCCAGACUUCCACAUUGACUUGCUGAGGUUGAGGCAGAACUGGCGACUCAAGAAAGUGUCUAACACUAUUGUUGGGGAUUUGAGCUAUAGGACUGCAGGGUCAAAGUUCAGUCAGACUGGAGUAUUUGAGGUAACCAAAGCUCCUGAGGAACAGAUAGCAGCUGCCAUGAGCCUGAACGCAGCUGGUCCGGCACCUUCAGCACUGCGAGUCACAGUACCCCCUGAACUACAGGGCGUAGCCUUCAUAUCCGUACUCUGUCAAAAAGAACAAGAAGACGUUGUGACUGCGACUCUCUCCUCUUCUGCUCUAAACUGCCCGGGCACUCUGCCGGGCGAGGGCGCGGAGCUGCACUGGCAGCAGAAGCUGGAAGCCGCACAGAACGUGCUGUUCUGCAAGGAGCUGUUCGCCCGGCUCGCGGCCGAGGCGGUGCAGCUCGAUGCUUCGAUACCGCACAUGGUUGUGGGCAACCAGAUCAUGGCUACGGUCCUCCCUGGAAUCCAGUUGCUCAUUGGACUCUGCCAUAAUAACGGUCAAAAUACCAAUAACAGCAACCCUGAUGCAGUCAAGGGCGAAGGUGGCGCCGGCAAGUCGGAGCACGACCACGUGCUGGAGCACUCGCUGCACCAGCUGCUGCGCGCCGUGCACCACGCCAACACGCACCACCCCUUCCCGCACCCCGCCACCGGCCCGCUCGGGCCCUCCAAGCGGCGCUGCCUGGCCGGUACGUACAGUAGAGCACCACCCCUCCCGCACCCCGCCACCGGCCCGCUCGGGCCCUCCAAGCGGCGCUGCCUGGCCGGUACGUACAGUAGAGCACCACCCCUCCCGCACCCCGCCACCGGCCCGCUCGGGCCCUCCAAGCGGCGCUGCCUGGCCGGUACGUACAGUAGAGCACCACCCCUCCCGCACCCCGCCACCGGCCCGCUCGGGCCCUCCAAGCGGCGCUGCCUGGCCGGUACGUACAGUAGAGCACCACCCCUCCCGCACCCCGCCACCGGCCCGCUCGGGCCCUCCAAGCGGCGCUGCCUGGCCGGUACGUACAGUAGAGCACCACCCCUCCCGCACCCCGCCACCGGCCCGCUCGGGCCCUCCAAGCGGCGCUGCCUGGCCGGUACGUACAGUAGAGCACCACCCCUCCCGCACCCCGCCACCGGCCCGCUCGGGCCCUCCAAGCGGCGCUGCCUGGCCGGUACGUACAGUAGAGCACCACCCCUCCCGCACCCCGCCACCGGCCCGCUCGGGCCCUCCAAGCGGCGCUGCCUGGCCGGUACGUACAGUAGAGCACCACCCCUCCCGCACCCCGCCACCGGCCCGCUCGGGCCCUCCAAGCGGCGCUGCCUGGCCGGUACGUACAGUAGAGCACCACCCCUCCCGCACCCCGCCACCGGCCCGCUCGGGCCCUCCAAGCGGCGCUGCCUGGCCGGUACGUACAGUAGAGCACCAUCCCUCCCGCACCCCGCCACCGGCCCGCUCGGGCCCUCCAAGCGGCGCUGCCUGGCCGGUCCUAUGGCCGCGGACCGGUACGAGCUGUUGGAUAUGAGCAAAGAGCAGUCUUUGCUGGAACAAAUUAUCCAGCAAGCACAGCAUUUCUUCAUGCGACGUCGCAGCGAAUACGUCCUGGAUACUAUUGCUAAAGAGGUCAAGGAUCCUCUAAUUGUGUCACAUUGGAACGCCCUAAACAGCCCCACGCAGUCUUGCGUGAAAAUCAACAUUAUGGCAUCAGGGUACGACGCUGUGUGCCGCACAUCCUUGGUCGUGCACGUCGGCGAAAAAACUCUCAAGUGCAUUUGCCGCGACGGCAAAGUACGGCAUCUGUCCUACGAGCUACAGGAACUAAGAGACCUAAUUUACUGUCAGAUAUACCAGCACCAAAUGACUGCAGUCCAAGCUGUUGGUCGCUGUAUGGGUUGGCAGCUGCUUGCCAGCAGCUCGCAUCUUGGUUCGGGGCCUGUAGAACCACUGGGGAAUGCUUCAUCAUGCCUACUAGCAUCUCCAAAUGGUGAUAGGAUGAUAGCAAUAAGAUGUGAGCCUUCAGUGGGCAUGCAAGUCUUCAUUGCUCAAUCUCCAAGGAAAGACUUCUUCUCUAGUGAACUUGUGCAAGACAAGAAAUGGGAAAAUCUGGGUGGAGCUUUCAAGGAAAUCAAACUGGACAAAAUGGAAGGCAAAAACUUCUUGAACAAAAUGGAGCUUCUUAUGGCAUGUCUCAGCAGCCCUUCAUAACUAUAAUUUAUGAUUAAUGUAAGAUAAAAUGGUAUAAUAAAACUUAUUAAACAAAGUAA